Molecule: messenger RNA, 1437 nt
Organism: Acipenser ruthenus (sterlet)
Lineage: Eukaryota; Metazoa; Chordata; Actinopteri; Acipenseriformes; Acipenseridae
Product: integumentary mucin C.1-like
Exons: 2
Coding region: 49-642 (197 amino acids)
Source: RefSeq, a predicted model, not a curated record
UGCAUACUUGACAUCCACACAGAAACAAAAGCAUCACCUCCCAGAAAGAUGAAGAGGCUCAUCCUUGCUCUCUGUGCCCUUGCUCUGGUGGCGCAGCCUUAUGAGGCCACGUCUCCGACCACUGAAACCAACGCUACAACACCCUCGUCCACUACCACUGAGGCACCAACCAGCAUGACAACAAGCUCCUCCACAACUACUACAACACCCUCGUCCACUGCCAAUAAGACACCAACCACCACGACAAGCUCCUCCAUAACUACUACAACACCCUCUUCCACAACCAAUAAGACACCAACCACCACGACAAGCUCCUCCACAACUACUACAACACCCUCGUCCACAACCAAUAAGACACCAACCACCACGACAAGCUCCUCCACAACUACUACAACACCCUCGUCCACAACCAAUAAGACACCAACCACCACGACAAGCUCCUCCACAACUACUACACCUGGUGGCACUACAACCACAACUACCACCACCUCCAAGACCACUCAAGGCUCUAAGCCCACCCCCUCUAAGACCACGGAUCCCUCCACGGCCACCACAACUGGUGCCAGUCCAGCCAUGACCUCUUCACUCAGCCUUUUCCUGGCAUCCCUGGUGUCCAUUUUCUCCAUCCUCCUGCUACACUGAGCACCAACCUUGAACAGCCACAGGGGCUCUGAUACUUUAGCAAGAAAAACUAUGCUGGUAUUUGAGAACAGCUGAGAGUGAACCUAUCAAGAUGAAAGAGGGGGAAAAAAGUACUUACAAAUUAUUUUUCAACAAAGUGUUUAAUAAAUCUGAAAUGAAUGGCUGAAUCAUAGUCAGGGGAGGGCAGGUUUAAAUCCUGGCAGUGCCAAGUUGUAGCUCUUCACUGGGGAUUCCACAAGGAGCGUUGCAUUGGCUUUGGCGCUCCUGUGGGAUAGAGAGGCAAAAUUGGGACUGUUUCUACUCAUCGCAUCACAUUUAAUCUGUAGUUUGAACAGUGAUUUUAUAUGUGAAAAAUAAUCUCUCUUAAUUAUGUUUUUUUUUUUUUUCCGUUUUCUUAAAUUGUCUGGUGCUGAUUCUGCUUAGAUCAUGAUUUGCUUUUGAAAUUCUGACGGUAUGAGAAGGGGAAGCAUAUUAGCGGUGCACUGUUCACUGAAGCCUGUGCAACAUGGAUAUACUUCCCCACCGCACUUCCUCACGGUUAGCCUUGAUAAGUAUGUUUCUGAAGCAAUGUUUGCAGCGAUAGUUAGUAAACAUGAAAAACAAUGACCAGAAACAACAGCAAAUAAUAAGAACACACAAAAUUGUAUAAUUUAAUUAAAAUAAUAAUAGUAGAUGAUUUAUCAUAUAUCCCUUAUGCAUAGUAAAAUCUGUAUGUUAAUACUAAUUUCAGUGGGAUCUUUAAUGUUUCAUGUAAUUUUUCCAUCUCUUAAAGAAUAAACCACCCCAGUUCUUUAA